Molecule: messenger RNA, 1934 nt
Organism: Helianthus annuus (common sunflower)
Lineage: Eukaryota; Viridiplantae; Streptophyta; Magnoliopsida; Asterales; Asteraceae
Product: ubiquinone biosynthesis monooxygenase COQ6, mitochondrial
Exons: 10
Coding region: 269-1807 (512 amino acids)
Biological process (GO): xanthophyll biosynthetic process; carotene biosynthetic process; ubiquinone biosynthetic process
Cellular component (GO): mitochondrion
Molecular function (GO): FAD binding; 2-octaprenyl-6-methoxyphenol hydroxylase activity; oxidoreductase activity, acting on paired donors, with incorporation or reduction of molecular oxygen, NAD(P)H as one donor, and incorporation of one atom of oxygen
Source: RefSeq, a predicted model, not a curated record
UGUUCGGUAACGGUUAGUUUCUCUUUAAAGGGGAGGCUUAGUUGUGAUACUGUUUUGGAGUAUGACCCCAAAUCGGUUUCAUUCUGACCCAAACAUUUAUUUUAAGUACUGGUUUUGGGUAUGACCCAAAAUCACAAACCUUAAUCGAUCAUCAGCCCAACAUUUGGGCCCAAUAAAGAGCCACGUACGUACCCCCUCUACACUCCAUCAGAAAAUUAAGCCCCUUGUAGUCCCGCACGUCAUUCACUGAAGAAACACUCGUGGAGUCAUGAGCAGGUUGAUUGCAACAAGAAGGCUUGUUUCAAAAAUCUUUAUACCAAGACUAGCUACAAGAGCAUUCUGCACGGAUGCGCCAGAAAAAUUAAAUGAUGUUCCAUCCGGAAGCCAUUUCAACAAAGAGCCUGAGGGCGAUGAACAUUUUAUGAAUGAUGUUCCUCAGCAUGACAUCGCCAUUGUUGGUGGUGGGAUGGUUGGAAUGGCCCUUGCUUGUUCUCUAGCAAGCAUGCCGUUAACAAAACACUUGUCUAUUGCCAUAAUUGACAGCAAUCCUGCUUUGUCAAAUGGGCCCGUCAUCAAGAAAGAUGACCCUCCUGAUCCAAGGGUCAGUACGGUCACACCUUCAACCAUUUCUCUCUUUAAAGAUAUUGGUGCUUGGGAACAUGUAGAACAGCAUCGGCAUGCCUACUUUGAUAAAAUGCAGGUAUGGGAUUACACCGGUUUCGGAUACACCAAGUACAAUGCAAGAGAUGCAGACAAAGAUGUCCUAGGUUGUGUUGUGGAGAAUAAGGUGCUACAUAAAUCUUUACUGUCGUGUUUACAGAACAAAGAUUUCAACAGUACGAUCUAUCCUACAAGAUUGUCGUCACUUUCACUUCCGACCCGUUCAGUUUCUUCAGCAGGAGCCUCGGUCUCAAGCACAUCAUCAAAAAAUCUCGCAAAUUUAGCAAAGCUGGAUUUGAGUGAUGGCACAAACCUAUACGCUAAGUUGGUGGUUGGGGCUGAUGGUUCAAAGUCACGUGUUAGAGAGUUAGCUGGAAUCAAAACCACUGGUUGGAAUUACUCGCAGAGCGCAGUCAUAUGCACGGUUGAACACCCUACGGAAAACUUUUGUGCGUGGCAACGGUUUUUGCCAGCUGGACCGAUUGCGCUUUUACCUAUUGGUGACAACUUUAGCAACAUUGUGUGGACCAUGUCUCCUAAAGACGCAUCAAAUCACAAAAUAAUGAACGAGGUUGACUUCGUGAAAGCUGUAAACCAUGCUCUUGAUUCUGGGUACGGUCCUCGUCCUGAGUCGCGGGUAUUUGGUGGUGAUGUACUUUCUUCGUUUUUUAGACCGGACGUGACGUCAUCGGUUCACGAGCGAUUCGAACCACCACCGAAAGUGGUGAGAUUGGUUUCAGAUAGGAUGGCUUUUCCACUCUCGUUGAUGCAUGCGAAUCAGUAUGCGUCCAAACGUGUGGUUUUGAUCGGUGAUGCGGCUCACACUGUUCAUCCGUUGGCUGGUCAAGGAGUCAACAUGGGGUAUGGAGAUGUAUCUUCACUUUCAAAUGUUAUUGCUGAUGGUGUUGCAGUAGGAUCUGAUAUCGGUGAGGUGACUUUGCUGAAGAAAUAUGAAGCAGAGAGGAAAACAGCGAAUAUAGCGAUGAUGGCUGUUCUAGAUGGUUUCCAGAAGGCAUAUUCAGUUGAUUUUGGACCAAUUAAUAUAUUACGAGCUGCUGCAUUUAACGGUGCAAAUGUUUUCGCGCCAUUGAAGAGGAAUAUCAUCUCUUACGCAUCAGGGGAGCGCAGACUUCCAUUUUUGUCAUAAAGUAGUUUUUUUAAUAUUGGAAUAAAUGUAUCAUAUAUUUACCAAAACUUAACGUCCUUUUGUGUUAAAAAGAAGAUUUUUCUGUGCCAUAGCAAAUAUAUGGGGUGUUGGUUCAGUGAGGUUCAAA